Messenger RNA from Effrenium voratum, 2565 nucleotides. NCBI's taxonomy places the organism in Eukaryota, Dinophyceae, Suessiales, Symbiodiniaceae. The record is from the annotation of a GenBank genome assembly.
GGAGGGCCACUGAGAUUAGUUGACUCGGUGGGCUUUCGUCCAGGAUCAGAAAUGGCGGCGGCGCAAGGCUACCCGGCCGGUGGGGCAGAUGACCAAGAGCGCCUGCUGGAUGAGGCCACAGCCGUAGUGAAGGAACAGGCCUUCUACAUGAAGAAGGCCAUCGACUCGGACAACGUCCGGGAAGCCUUGAAGAACGCCUCGAACAUGAUUUGCGAGCUCCGUACCUCCUUGCUCUUGCCCAAGAACUACUUCGAGCUCUACAUGCAGGUGUUCAGCGAGAUGCAGCACCUGUCCGGCUUCUUCGCAGAUAAGAACCGCCACAAGAAGAAGAUGAUCGAUUUAUACGAGUCCGUGCAGCACGCGGGCAACAUUUUGCCCAGACUCUACCUGCUGGCGACGGUUGCAGCGGCAUACAUCAAGUCUCUGGAGGCUCCCGCGAAGGAGAUCCUGAAAGAUGUUAAUGAGCUCUGCAAAGGGGUUCAGCACCCUUUGCGCGGGCUGUUCCUCCGCUACUACCUCUCCCAGAUGCUCAAGGACAAAUUGCCAGACACGGGCUCUGGCUUUGAGGGGGAGGGCGGCGACAUCAACGACGCCUUCGAGUUCAUUUUUACAAACUUCAAUGAGAGCAACCGCCUUUGGGUCCGCAUUCAGCACCAGGGCCCUGCCAGGGAGAAGGACCGCAGGGAGCGCGAGAGGCACGAUUUACGUGUCCUGGUGGGCGCGAACCUGGUCCGCCUCAGCCAGUUAGACGGCAUGACAAUGGAGUUCUACGCCGAGACGGCACUGCCAAAGAUUUUGGACCACAUCGUGUCGGUGAAGGACACGAUGUCCCAGCAGUACCUCCUGGAGAGCAUGAUCCAAGUCUUCCCAGAUGAGUUCCACAUCCGCACCCUCGAGCAGAUGCUUUCGGCAUAUGCCCGGGCGUUGCCGAGCGUGGACAUGAAGCCUAUCAUGGUCACGCUCAUGAACCGCCUCGCCAACUUCUUGGCCGAGGCAGACAAGGAGAAGGUGCAGUCCGCAGGAGACAUUUUCACGCUCUUCCGGUCGCACCUCCAAGGGAUCUUGGAGCGCGCGCUGCAGCCGCAGGGCACUGGCACCGUAGGUGUGCCGGACAUGGCGCCUCCCCUGGAGGUGUUGGCAGCGUUCAUGCAAUUCACCGUGUCCCUCUACCCGGACCAGGUGCACUACGUGGACAUCAUCCUGGGCUCGGCGGCUGAGCUGAUGCAGAAGUUCCGGGCGCUGCCAGGCUGCGGGGGUGCUUUGUCAGACAAGGCGGCGGAUCAGAUCGGCGAGCUGCUGGCUGGUCCCAUGAAGACCUUGGGCCUCGGAGUUCUGAAGAUGGAGCAUUUUGCCGCGCUGGUCAGCUUUCUCAACUUCGAAGCACGGAAGCAGGUGUCGCUGUCCAUGGUCACCGCCAUCGUGGAGGACAACCGCUCGCUGAGCAGUGUGGAGGACGUGAAGGCCCUGUUCACAUUCAUUUCGCCGCUACUGAAGGAUGAGGAGGACACCCCCUUGGAGGAGGGCAAGGAUAAGGUGCGCUUUGCGGAGGACCAACAAAAGGUUUGCAAGCUCGUGCACCAAGUCCGGCAUGAAGAUACGGACGUGGAGUACCAAAUGCUGACUGAGAUGCGAGGCUUCUUCGGACAAGGCGGGCCCCAGAGGCUGGUCUUCACUCUGCAGCCCGUUUUCUUUGCGGCCCUUGGCCUCGUGCCCAAGAUCCAAGCUCGUGAGAAACGGCGGGAGCAGGAGGGUGACGAGGCGGUGCCGCCGCCAGCUAUCAGCAUGAAGAAGGUGUUUCAGUUCUUGCACCGAACAAACUCAGCGUUGAUGCAAUCCUCGCCGGAUAUCGCCCUUCAACUGUGGCUCACGGCCUCCGUUACAGCAGAUCAAGUGGAGAGGGCCACAGGCGAGGGCAACUUCGAGCCCAUCGCCUACGAGUUCCUGACCCAGGCGCUAGUCCUCUUCGAGGAGGAGAUCUCGGACAGCUCCAAGCAGUACAAAGGAAUUCACUCCAUCGUGGGCACGCUUUGCAAGGUCGCAGCCUUGGACCCUGAGAACUUUGACAACGUGUCGCAGAAGAUUACGAGGCAUGCGGCCAAGUUGCUGAAGAAGCCUAUGCAGUGCCGUGCCGUUUCAGCGUGCUCCCAGCUCUUCUGGUGCGACGCGCGGAGAGAACCCAAGCGCGUCAGGGAAUGCCUCGAGAGGUGUGUGAAGACCUGCGAGGCGGUGGUGCAGAGCGACUCAGGGCAGGUGGGCUUGUGGGUGGAGAUGCUCGACAGAUACAUCUACUACUUCGAGGUGGACUGCGAUGAGGUGACCAUCACCUUCCUGCAGAGCUUGCUGCAGAUCUGCGUGGAGCACAUCGACUUCGCCAUGAAGGACCCCCAGAGCGAGCAGGAGGCGAAGAAGGCCAAGGCGCAUCUACAGGCCACCAUGACCUAUCUGAAGAAGAUGAAGGAAAGCCCGGAUGCUGGCCUGGCAGCUCGCUUUGCCGAGCUGACGCUGAGCUGAAGUUCAGCAUGGGCUGCAGAAAGGAUACGAAGGGCCAGUGAGAAACAUUACCCA